AUGGUGGAGAAUGGUAAUGAUCCCCUGUGCAGGCAGCAAACAGGGAACCAGACUGAGAACCAGACCUGGAACCAGACCAGGAACCAGACCGGGAACCAGACUGGGAACCAGACCGGGAACCAGACCAGGAACCAGACAGGGAACCAGACUGGGAACCAGACAGGGAACCAGACUGGGAACCAGACCAGGAACCAGACUGGGAACCAGACCGGGAACCAGACUGGGAACCAGACCAGGAACCAGACUGGGAACCAGACCAGGAACCAGACUGAGAACCAGACCGGGAACCAGACUGGGAACCAGACUGGGAACCAGACUGGAAACCAGACUGAGAACCAGACCGGGAACCAGACUGAGAACCAGACCAGGAACCAGACUGAGAACCAGACCAAGAACCAGACCGGGAACCAGACCGGGAACCAGACCAGGAACCAGACCGGGAACCAGACAGGGAACGAGACCAGGAACCAGACUGAGAACCAGACCAGGAACCAGACUGAGAACCAGACCGGGAACCAGACUGGGAACCAGACCGGGAACCAGACCAGGAACCAGACUGAGAACCAGACCGGGAACCAGACCAGGAACCAGACCGGGAACCAGACCAGGAACCAGACUGGGAACCAGACCGGGAACCAGACCAGGAACCAGACUGGGAACCAGACCAGGAACCAGACCGGGAACCAGACUGAGAACCAGACUGAGAACCAGACUGGGAACCAUACUGGGAACCAGACCAGGAACCAGACCAGGAACCAGACUGGGAACCAGACCAGGAACCAGACUGGAAACCAGACUGAGAACCAGACUGAGAACCAGACCGGGAACCAGACUGAGAACCAGACCGGGAACCAGACCAGGAACCAGACUGGGAACCAGACCAGGAACCAGACUGGGAACCAGACCGGGAACCAGACUGAGAACCAGACCGGGAACCAGACCGGGAACCAGACUGGGAACCAGACCUCCCUCACUGCUUCCCAGUGCACCCCGAGCUCCUGCUCCCCUCUGCUCUUCCCUUCCCGGCUGUUUUAUGGCCCCAUCAGCAGUGCAGACCUGCAGGACGCUGCCCAUGAGAACAGCCCCCCAGAGAACAGCCCCAAGGAGAACAGCCCCACGGAGAACAGCCCCAUGGAGAACAGCCCCACAGAGAACAGACCCCCAGAGAACAGCCCCACGGAGAACAGCCCCAAGGAGAACAGCCCCACGGAGAACAGCCCCACAGAGAACAGCCCCAUGGAGAACAGCCCCCCAGAGAACAGCUCCACAGAGAACAGCCCCACGGAGAACAGCCUCAUGGAGAACAGCCCCACAGAGAACAGCCCCCCAGAGAACAGCCCCCCAGAGAACAGCUCCACAGAGAACAGCCCCACAGAGAACAGCCUCAUGGAGAACAGCCCCACGGAGAACAGCCCCACAGAGAACAGCCCCCCAGAGAACAGCCCCAUGGAGAACAGCCCCACAGAGAACAGCCCCCCAGAGAACAGCCCCCCAGAGAACAGCCCCACAGAGAACAGCUCCCCAGAGAACAGCCCCACAGAGAACAGCCCCAUGGAGAACAGCCCCCCAGAGAACAGCCCCAAGGAGAACAGCCCCACAGAGAACAGCCCCACAGAGAACAGCCCCACAGAGAACAGCCCCAAAGAGAACAGCCCCAUGGAGAACAGCCCCACAGAGAACAGCCCCCCAGAGAACAGCCUCCCGGAGAACAGCCCCAAAGAGAACAGCCCCAUGGAGAACAGCCCCAAGGAGAACAGCCCCAUGGAGAACAGCCUCCCAGAGAACAGCCCCACGGAGAACAGCCCCAAAGAGAACAGCCCCAUGGAGAACAGCCCCAUGGAGAACAGCCCCACGGAGAACAGCCUCAUGGACAACAGCCCCCCAGAGAACAGCCCCAAGGAGAACAGCCCCAUGGAGAACAGCCCCCCAGAGAACAGCCCCAAGGAGAACAGCCCCAUGGAGAACAGCCCCCCAGAGAACAGCCCCAAGGAGAACAGCCUCAUGGAGAACAACCCCCCAGAGAACAGCCCCACAGAGAACAGCCCCACGGAGAACAGCCCCCCAGAGAACACCCCAGAGAACAGCCCCACAGAGAACAGCCCCACAGAGAACAGCCCCAUGGAGAACAGCCCCCUGGAGAACAGCCCUCCAGAGAACAGCCCCACAGAGAACAGCCCCACAGAGAACAGCCCCACGGAGAACAGCCCCCCAGAGAACAGCCCCCCAGAGAACAGCCCCCCAGAGAACAGCCCCACAGAGAACAGCCCCAUGGAGAACAGCCCGACAGAGAACAGCCCCCCAGAGAACAGCCCCCCAGAGAACAGCCUCCCAGAGAACAGCCCCCCAGAGAACAGCCUCCCAGAGAACAGCCCCAUGGAGAACAGCCCCAUGGAGAACAGCCCCACAGAGAACAGCCCCCCAGAGAACAGCCCCACGGAGAACAGCCCCAUGGAGAACAGCCCCCCAGAGAACAGCCCCACGGAGAACAGCCCCAUGGAGAACAGCCCCAUGGAGAACAGCCCCCCAGAGAAUGAAGAAUUUGGUGAACCCCUCCCAGACUGCUCCAUGUCCCCAUUGAUGAAGAAUUUGGUGAACACCUCCCAGACUGUUCAUGUCCCCAUUAAUGAAGAAUUUGGUGAACCCCUCCCAGACUGUUCAUGUCCCCAUUCAUGA
Catharus ustulatus (Swainson's thrush) is the source of this 2673-nucleotide messenger RNA. RefSeq lists its product as uncharacterized. NCBI's taxonomy places the organism in Eukaryota, Metazoa, Chordata, Aves, Passeriformes, Turdidae. The transcript is spliced from 4 exons. The record is from RefSeq and is a predicted model, not a curated record. Gene Ontology annotation, molecular function: calcium ion binding. The coding region runs from base 1 to 2673 and encodes 890 amino acids. Gene Ontology annotation, biological process: negative regulation of protein sumoylation.